Messenger RNA from Scheffersomyces amazonensis, 2080 nucleotides. It is a transcript of the gene SNG3, whose product is annotated as Sng3p. Lineage: Eukaryota; Fungi; Ascomycota; Pichiomycetes; Serinales; Debaryomycetaceae. The coding region runs from base 155 to 2032 and encodes 625 amino acids. The transcript has a single exon. Gene Ontology annotation, cellular component: membrane. The record is from RefSeq and is a predicted model, not a curated record.
GAAGCUGCGCAUGGAAAUGUUCCGUACAUGGAAAGCCGAAGCCCAUUUGUUAUUAUUAUAACUAAGCAUUGUUAGUACUUAAGAGUUAGUGGCUACUAGUUAUUUAGUUAGUUAGUUAGUACUUAAGCAUAGAAUACAUUCAUACAAUACCACCAUGAGUAACAACAAUGAAGAGGAGGAGGAUAUCCAUUCGUUAUCGACUCUAUCAUCAUUAGCUACUAAUGAACCAUCGGAUGAAAAUGAAGAAGAUGAUGAAAUAAAUGAUAAUGAUCCUAUUCAACUUGAUGAAGCCACAAAGAGACAACUUCAACAACAUAAUAGAAGACAACCUUCAUUACUUCGAAGAAUAUCUACUGUUGCAUCAGAUUAUUUUAAUGGACCUAUUGGAAGUGAUGAAUCAAGUAUAAGAAGAAGUAUUGUAGCAGAAGAAGCUUAUGAUUAUCUUGAUUUAAGAGAUAGACAUCAUACAAAUGAAGAAUGGUUUGGACAAGAUCAAAUUAAACAAUCAUUUUCAAGACGAUCAUUUGAUGAAGAAGAAGAAGAAGAUCCAACUGAUAUUGAAGAAUUUCCUCAAAUAUUUGGUGGAGCUAAUAAUUCAAAUAAUUUAUCAAGACGUCCAAGUGGUGCACCAUUACAAAGAAGAAGAAGCACAGUUGUAUCAGCCAUUCAAGCUGUCACUACUAAAUUAGGAUUUUGGGAUAAAGAAUUUCAUGCUGAUAGAAUAAAAAUAAUCUUAACUUAUGGUAAUAAUUAUUUAUUUCUUAUAUUAGGAUUUACAAUAGCUCUUUGUAUUUAUUGGGGAUCAUAUUAUAAUCGUACUGCAAGAUUUAAAAAUUUAAAUUUUGUAAUUAUAAAUGCUGAUAAUCAAAUAGGUCAAUUACCAGCUAUUGUUGGACCAGUAGUUGAAUCAUUUUUUAAUUUAACAGCAAUUCAAGCAGUAGGAACUUAUCAUUUAUGGGAUUAUGAAAAGAUUUCUCAAUUAGCAAAUUCUCAUAAUAAUACUAUAACUGAAGAAGUAUAUAGAACAAUUCAUCAUCAACAAUUUUGGGCAGCAUUUUAUAUAACUCCAAAUUCAACUUUAAGAUGGUAUGAAGCAUUAGUUGAAGGUUCAACUGAUAAUUUUUCUCCUAAUGAUUUAUUACAAGUUGUAUAUGAAACUGGUAGAGAUUAUAAUGCAGUAAAUAAUUAUAUUGUAACUGUUUUACAUAAUAUUAUUCAAGGUUAUUAUUCUUAUACUCCUCAAACUCCUUUAUUUGAAGAUUUAUUACAAUCAUUAAAUUCUUCUCAAAGAUUAAAUGUUAUUCAAAAUGCUCCAUCAUUAUUAACAACUAUACCAACUUUUCAAUCGGUAGAUUUAAUUCCAGUACCUAAUCAAAUUGUUCAAGCUCCUUUACAAAUUGGAUUAAUUUAUUUGGUUAUAUUUAGUUUUUUCCAAUUUGUAAUGCAAAUUAAAGUUCAUAUGUAUAUUGCUUCAAAAAUUAAGGGAUUUAAAUAUGUGGCUUAUAGAAUGCUUUCAUCUCAUGUGGCUUAUUUGGUAUUAGCCCUUGCAUAUGUAACAUUAAAUCGAGCCUUUGGAUUUAAAUAUAAUAAAACAUUUGGGAAUCUGGGAUUUUUAGUUAUUUGGUCAUUUGCUUAUUUAACUAUGGCAGCUUUAGGUAGUAUUAUUGAAGUAACAGUAUUAUUUUUAUUUGCUGUUAAACCUCAAUUAAUUGGAUUUUUAUUAUUAUUUAUGGCAGUUAUAAAUGUUUCUCCAACGGUAUCUCCCAUAGUUUUAUGUCCUGAUUUUUAUCGUUAUGGUUAUGCAAUCCCCGUUAGAAAUUCUUAUGAUUUAAUGCAUGUAGCUUAUUUUAAUGCUUGGAAGGGGAAUAUGGGUAGAAAUCUUGGAAUCUUAUUUGCAUGGAUCAUUAUUAGUAAUGCCGCUAUGCCAUUUCUUAUGAAAUGGAUGGCUGCAAAAAAGGCUAAAGAAGAUGCGGCACAGGCUGAAGAAAAGGCCAGAAUUGCUCAAGACAAUCAAUUAGAAUCAAAAGAAUAAAAUUAACAAUACUUUAAUAUUAUAUAUUAUAUAUAUUAUAUAUAUUUA